Molecule: messenger RNA, 1886 nt
Organism: Hibiscus syriacus
Lineage: Eukaryota; Viridiplantae; Streptophyta; Magnoliopsida; Malvales; Malvaceae
Product: pyrophosphate--fructose 6-phosphate 1-phosphotransferase subunit beta-like
Exons: 16
Coding region: 83-1783 (566 amino acids)
Biological process (GO): fructose 6-phosphate metabolic process; response to glucose; photosynthesis
Cellular component (GO): cytosol
Molecular function (GO): ATP binding; diphosphate-fructose-6-phosphate 1-phosphotransferase activity; 6-phosphofructokinase activity
Source: RefSeq, a predicted model, not a curated record
GACAAAUCUGAUAGAUUCACUCGCCACUGAAAAGCAGUUAGGUAUAACCACCAAAUUAUACACUCCUCAAGCUAAAAAAGAGAUGUCUCCGUCUUUGGACACUAACGGCGAUGUCGCCGCCUUAAAAUCAUCGCCGAUCUCCGGACGUUUUGCCGCCGUUUACAGUGAGGUUCAAACGAAUCGUAUCGAUCACGCUCUUCCUCUCCCUUAUGUUCUUAGAAACCCCUUCAAAAUUGUUGAUGGUCCCCCUAGCUCCGCCGCCGGCAACCCUGAUGAGAUCGCAAAGCUGUUUCCGAAUUUGUUUGGGCAACCCUCGGCGAUGCUAGUGCCAAACGGAGUUGACAGUGUUGGAUCUGAUCAGAAGUUGAAGAUCGGUGUCGUUUUAUCUGGAGGACAGGCACCUGGAGGUCACAAUGUGAUUUCUGGAAUCUUCGAUUACUUGCAGGAUCGCGCGAAAGGUAGCAUUUUGUAUGGUUUUAGGGGAGGUCCUGCCGGGAUCAUGAAGUGCAAAUACAUAGAAUUGAGUGCAGAUUAUAUUUACCCUUACAGAAAUCAGGGCGGCUUUGAUAUGAUACGCAGUGGGAGAGAUAAGAUUGAAACUCCUGAGCAGUUUAAGCAAGCUGAAGAAACAACAUCGAAGCUUGAUUUGGAUGGGCUUGUUGUUAUUGGUGGGGAUGACUCAAACACAAAUGCUUGCCUCCUUGCAGAAAACUUCAGGGGUAAAAAUUUGAAAACUCGAGUGAUUGGAUGCCCAAAAACCAUCGAUGGUGAUUUGAAAUGCAAAGAGGUUCCCACAAGUUUUGGGUUCGAUACUGCUUGCAAGAUAUAUGCUGAAAUGAUUGGGAAUGUAAUGAUUGAUGCACGAUCAACUGGAAAAUAUUACCACUUUGUGCGGCUCAUGGGGCGUGCAGCUUCACACAUUACUUUGGAGUGUGCCUUGCAAACUCAUCCUAACAUUACUAUUAUUGGAGAAGAGGUUGCUGCCAAGAAGUUGACGCUUAAAAAUGUAACAGACUACAUGGUUGAUGUCAUUUGCAAACGUGCUGAACUUGGGUACAACUAUGGUGUGAUUCUCAUUCCUGAAGGUCUCAUUGACUUCAUUCCUGAGGUCCAGCAGCUUAUUGCUGAACUAAAUGAAAUUCUGGCACAUGACAUUGUUGAUGUAGAUGGCCUAUGGAAAAAGAAACUUACCGAUCAGUCUCUAAAGCUUUUUGAUUUCUUACCUCAAGCUAUUCAAGAACAAUUGAUGCUUGAAAGGGAUCCACAUGGAAAUGUUCAGGUUGCCAAAAUAGAAACAGAGAAAAUGCUCAUUCAAAUGGUUGAAACAGAAUUAGAGAAGAGGAAGCAGGAAGGUUCCUAUAAAGCUGAUUUUAAAGGACAGUCACAUUUCUUUGGUUAUGAAGGAAGAUGCGGUUUGCCAACUAACUUUGAUGCCUCAUACUGCUAUGCAUUGGGAUAUGGUGCUGGAGCUCUCCUCCACAGUGGAAAAACUGGAUUGAUAUCAUCGGUUGGAAACUUGUGUGCCCCUGUUGAAGAAUGGACUGUUGGAGGGACUGCUCUUACAUCAAUGAUGGACGUGGAGAGGAGACAUGGUAAAUUCAAGCCUGUUAUCAAGAAGGCAAUGGUAGAAUUGGAUGGUGCACCGUACAAGAAAUUUGCUUCCAUGCGGGAGGAAUGGGCCCUUAAAAACUGCUACAUUAGUCCUGGUCCUAUUCAAUUUGUUGGGCCAUCUUCCAAUGCAGUUAACCACACUCUGCUCCUUGAACUCGGUGCUCAAGCUUAGAGGUAUUGAUUGAAAAACUGCUAUAGUAGGAAAGCUCAAAUGUCUAGAGAUAGCAAGUCAAACUUUGUAGUUUGUUUGUCGUGCUUCAUUCUUGUUUAUUUUU